AGUCAUUUUAUUCAUAAUUAUAAUAAUUUAUUAAGUUUUACAUAGACAUAAAUUUUCAUUUAAACUAUAUUUUUCUGUUCGAAUAUUUUCAAGAAUUAUAUGUCUAACUGUUGGCUGAGUAUAUAAUUGAACUGUUAACAUUGUUGACACGGAGAAUACGAAACACCGGAAGUCGAGGGAAUACUCUCACUAAGGUAGUUCUCGCCCACUGGUCUUUAUAAACUUUGAACACAAGGGGCAUAGUCAAACUGGAAUAUCAUCAACAAAUUUCCAAGGUGAGCACGAGAGAAUUCGGUGGAGGAUAGAAAAUGGCGGCAUACAAGUUAUCCGGAAGGGCUCGUUCAGAUUCCUCGGUGAAAUAGAGAGGAACGAAUUAUCGUAUCGUAUCGAUAAGCCUCGAAGGAUAAUCAAGCACGAGACGUGUCUUGACUUUUCGAGUGUCCAAGAAACCCGUAAUGAACACCGGUUCAUCGUUACACCUGUUGCAUCGCAAACUACUUCCCCCGUGAUCCCCUUCGCUCGAAAUUCUUCGAUCGAUCGAAAGAAACAUCAACAAAUGGCGGACGAAAGUUAGGACGAAAGCUGACAGCUUAAUUCAUGGAACAAGCGAUGCUCCAAGUUUCGAUCCACGGAAUGUAAGAUGAAAUGAACGAUUUAAUCGAACGAUCUGGGGCAAGAGAGAGGAAAAGAGCGCGUGAGGGGGAGAGAGAGAACAAGAUGAUCGACGGAGUGAAUGUGACAGAGACAUGUCGUUUACAGGAAGAUCUCCAAAUGGAGGAUCCUCGAAUACCGUCGUUGAAACGAAUCAGCUACGGCAUUGUUCUGCCUACCAUCUGUUGCUUUGGCAUCGUUGGAAAUAUUUUAAAUCUGAUAGUCCUUACCAGGCGCAACAUGCGAGGAACCGCUUACAUCUACAUGAGGGGUUACUCGGCAGCAGCGCUGCUCGCGCUUCUUUUCUGUAUCCCUUUUGACAUGAGGGUUCUUAUCCAUAAAGAGACAGGCAGAUGGAGCAGUUGGAUACAAGCUUUCUAUCACACUCACCUCGAGCUCUUCUUGGGGAAUGGUUGUUUGGGAGUUGGAGUUAUGAUGCUGCUAGCUUUGACAGUGGAACGUUACGUUAGCGUUUGUCGGCCUGGACAGCACACUCGUCCACUCUGUGGCCCUCCGCAUUUAACCGUGGCGCUUAUUCCCCUCGCCACGUUCCUAGUUUAUCUGCCAAAUGUGUUCCGGGAAGAAGUAGCGACUUGCCUCCCAGCGCUUGGUGAACCUAUUAUUUAUCAGAAGAGGGAGAAUCACUUCUAUCUCGACUCGUUGUUUUAUCAAGUGUACAAAGUGGUAUUGGAAAUCGUUUUCAAAGUAGCACCAACGAUACUCUUGGCUGGUUUCAAUUUUCGAAUAAUGGUAGUUUAUCGACGAUCCUGCGAACGUCGUCGACGGAUGACACUGUCCAGGACGACGAGCAACGAUGAAGAUUCGAGAACGUUCGCGGAAGAAAAAAGGCUCGUGCUUCUUUUAGGGAGUACCAGUAUCUUGUUCCUCGUCUGUGUUAGCCCUAUGGUAAUUCUGAAUGUUACAUUGAGGGAAAGCAAUCUCAGCCACUAUCCUUACCAGGUGUUUCGCGCUCUGGCCAAUUUGUUAGAGGUAACGAAUUAUUCGAUCACAUUCUACAUUUACUGCCUGUUCUCGGAAGAUUUCCGAAACACCUUGAUCCGCACUCUGCAGUGGCCUUGGAGGAAGAGCAACCAGGGAGGAAGAGGACUUCCGAUGAAGCGUUCCUCCGUGGCCAAGCCGACAACCACCAUUACCACCACCACCACCACCACACCACCGACCACCGCUGUUGCGACUCCUGGUCAUUUAGCGCGCGCCAGCGUUUAAGUCCAUUUUCCCCCUCCCCAAUCGAGAUCCUACGAAAAUCCGCGAACAUAACCGAAUUCGGCCGAUCGUAAAUUUCGAAUGCGGUACGUGUAAUCUGAUCCCAAUUCACCGAACAGGGGAGAGUUGCAUAAUGCGUACCGAUCUUCUAAAUCGUAUCUCUGCUUUUAUGUGGCCGGAUGUGGUGCCCUCUGGAGCACUCUGUAUAUAUUAACUAGUGAUACCAAAUGUAA
Messenger RNA from Apis dorsata (giant honeybee), 2108 nucleotides. Its product is annotated as probable G-protein coupled receptor B0563.6. The record is from RefSeq and is a predicted model, not a curated record. Gene Ontology annotation, molecular function: G protein-coupled receptor activity. Gene Ontology annotation, biological process: G protein-coupled receptor signaling pathway. Bases 646 to 1878 code for a protein of 410 amino acids. NCBI's taxonomy places the organism in Eukaryota, Metazoa, Arthropoda, Insecta, Hymenoptera, Apidae. Gene Ontology annotation, cellular component: membrane. The transcript is spliced from 6 exons.